Messenger RNA from Parnassius mnemosyne (clouded apollo), 474 nucleotides. The record is from the annotation of a GenBank genome assembly. NCBI's taxonomy places the organism in Eukaryota, Metazoa, Arthropoda, Insecta, Lepidoptera, Papilionidae.
AUGAUUAUUAUUUAUGUGGAUAUAUUGCUGCUUAUAAUUUUGUUACUCCUCGUCAUGUUUACGUGUGGAUAUUGCGUGUAUCGCGUUCACCAGUUGCAACAGAAUGGUCAGGGGGCCAUCUUACUUAAACCAACAAGAGUGUUGUUUUCUCACAGAAAAGAAGGCGAAUCGAAUGCGGAACUGAGGACUGUGGUGGCAUAUCAGAAUCCUUUUACUGGUGACUACUGCGUACACAAAAGCCGAGUGGAACCAAAGGGCUAUAUAAAUUCUGUUCAUAUCCCGGACUCACCCGACAGUGGGGUGUCUGACGAAUAUGAACCUCUCAACCUGGUUCCCCAGGUGUGUGAAAGGGAUCCAAAUGUUGAGAUUGGCAAACGGGAGUAUCAGGAGCCGCUCAAGCAGAUGAACCCAGCGAUUAGUGACAACCGCGUGAACAAAACUUGGAACUGGAAUUACACAGAGUACCAGAUAUAA